This is a messenger RNA of Exophiala dermatitidis NIH/UT8656, 594 nucleotides long. Its product is annotated as molybdenum cofactor biosynthesis protein E. The transcript has a single exon. Lineage: Eukaryota; Fungi; Ascomycota; Eurotiomycetes; Chaetothyriales; Herpotrichiellaceae. Gene Ontology annotation, biological process: Mo-molybdopterin cofactor biosynthetic process. Gene Ontology annotation, cellular component: cytosol. Gene Ontology annotation, molecular function: molybdopterin synthase activity. Bases 1 to 594 code for a protein of 197 amino acids. The record is from RefSeq and is a predicted model, not a curated record.
AUGUCCGAAUCUGUGACAGGCUCAUCGAGAAAUGCCACCUCGAAACCAUCACAGUCUCAGUCCCAAACCUCAAAUUCCUCAAUCCUCGACCCCGCCAACUUCCCACAAACUCUCUCAACGGAGACAAUCUACAUUUCCCUAGUCUACGAUCCACUCGACGUACCAGCCUAUCUGCGAUUCACGCGCUCUCCGACCGCCGGGGCCAAUGUUCUGUUUCUAGGAACCACCCGCAACAACUUCGACGAUCGGCCGGUGUCACGACUCUCGUACUCGGCGUACCCGUCGCUCGCACUCAAGUCUUUGUAUGCUAUUGCCGAAGACGUGCAGAAGAAACAUGGAUUAAACAAAGUGGUCAUAGUCCAUCGCCUGGGUGAAGUCAAGGUCGAAGAGGAGAGUAUUGCCGUCUCGGUGAGCAGCGCACACAGGGCAAGUGGGUGGAAGGGCGCGGAAGAGAUUCUCGAGAGAGUCAAGGCCAGAGCGGAGAUUUGGAAGAGAGAAUGGUUUGCCGAUACUGGAGAGGGUGAGGGCGAGGAAGGGGUCUGGCGGGCGAACAGGGAUAGAGAUGCGCAGGGGGAUCUUCUACAGCAGAAGUGA